GAAUUUUCUCAUUGAGUUCUCAAUACUAUAUAAUAUACAUCUCUUCCAAAAGUCACUUUCUUCAUCCACCUUUCUUUCCAUGUUUACCAACUAAAAGAAAAGUAAAAAAAAGAAAAACUUCUUAACAAUGGAAACCAACAAGAACAUGAAUCAAACCUCAACCACUACAAUCAUAGAAGCAGAGUUUGAGGAUUUGCUACCAGUGAUGGCAGAGAAACUUGAUGUAGAAACCUUUGUAUCUGAACUAUGUAAUGGUUUUAAUCUUCUUGCAGACCAAGAAAUAGGUUUGAUCACAAGUGAGAGUCUUAGGAAAAACUCAGCUAUGCUUGGUAUGGAUGGAAUGAGUAAAGAAGAUGCUGAAGCUAUGGUCAAACAAGGUGAUCUUGAUGGAGAUGGAAAAUUGAAUGAGACUGAAUUUUGCAUAUUGAUGGUUAGGCUUAGUCCUGAAAUGAUGCAAGAUGCUGAGACUUGGUUGGAGAAAGCAAUUGAGGAACAGCCAAAAAAUUAAAUCUGUAACUUAGAUUUUAUUUUACCCUUAUUGUCAUGAUCAUAUGAAUUAAAUAUAUAUUAUUUGUCUGUUUAAGGUGUAAAAAUUUAUGUAAGAAAGGUAUUUGAUUAUUAAUGAAAUAAAUUUCUAUUA
Trifolium pratense (red clover) is the source of this 640-nucleotide messenger RNA. RefSeq names its product calcium-binding protein KIC. Bases 128 to 508 code for a protein of 126 amino acids. The transcript has a single exon. Gene Ontology annotation, molecular function: calcium ion binding. The record is from RefSeq and is a predicted model, not a curated record. Lineage: Eukaryota; Viridiplantae; Streptophyta; Magnoliopsida; Fabales; Fabaceae.